AAGAGUAAAAUCAUAGCUUUUGCGAGCCAAAAGGAUUAUAGACAACGGACUUACUUACUUCCUUCCUUCACUUGUCUUCUUCUUCUUAACCCAACUCCAUGGAUGCUCGCCGUGGCUCCCGCGUCGUCAACCCCAAAGUCCGUCAGGUCGGAUUCUUCACUCUCGACGCUCCCAAUCCCCCUGGCCGUUCCCUCUCCGGUCCCGCCGAUUGCACCCCUUCUCAACAGUCCCUCUCUCCUCCCUCCAAUUCCUUGUCUCCCGUCAUGAUUCCCCCUCCCCGUCAUCUCUCCGAUAACCUCGCCUCUCGCUCUGCCGUUUUUCCUCUUCCACCUCCCGCCAAUUGGAGGGAUUCCGCCGAUCAUAUUCAUGUUGGCAGCUAUAACCCCUCCGAAAUGCUUCUUGCUACUUCUCCUUCUGGUAGAAUUGGGGAUGAAGAGCUGGAUAUGUCAGAGGAUUCUUCCACCUCCGUUCCGUAUCGCCGUAGUGGUUCUGGGAAGAUUGCCUCGAGCUUUCCUGGCGUUGGAAUCUACAUGGCGGCUAAGGCGUCGGAGACUUCACAGGCGAUGGUUGUUAACACGGUGGAAGCUAAUAAGUCUGUUGGGGUUGCAGAAAAGAAUGGGGGGGCUUCCACAGAGGUACAGAAUCGUCAGCCACCAUCAAAUUCAAAACCCCUAAAGGCAAAAACGACAAAGGCUGAAAGACGUGCUCUACAGGAAGCACAACGAGCUGCAAAAGGUUCAGCCAAUGGUGAAGUGAAGAAGUCAGGUAACACUCCUGGUAAAGCUGUGAAGCAGUCCUCGACUAUGAGAGAUAGCACUGCUGCACCUUCGGUGGCAUCUACUGACAAAAGAGGAGGUGAUCGCACACAUGAUAAAGAAAGGAAGAAAGAUGCUCCACCUCCACGAAUGCAGUUUGAUGAUAAAAGCAGGGUAGAAAAGGCUAAAAAGCGAGCAGUUUUCAACCAAACUGAAGCUAGAAAUAGGGUUGAAUUAUUUCGCCAUUUGCCACAAUACGAGCAAGGAACUCAGCUUCCUGAUCUCGUGUCAAAGUUUUUCCAACUUGACCCCAUUCAUCCCGCCAUUUACAAGGUUGGUUUACAAUAUAUGGCUGGAGAUAUAUGCGGAGGCAAUGCUCGUUGUAUUGCUAUGCUUCAUGCAUUUCAACAGGCCAUCAAAGACUACUCAACUCCGCCACAGAAGUCCCUGGGUAGAGAUUUAACCACAAAAAUUGGUGGCUAUGUAUCAUUCUUCAACGAGUGCAGGCCACUGUCUGUUAGCAUGGGAAAUGCAAUUAGGUUUUUGAAAAAUCUCAUUGCCAAAUUACCAUUGAAUCUUCCGGAAUCUGAAGUGAAAGCUACACUUUGCUCAGAUAUUGAUCGCUUCAUUAAUGAAAAGAUUAUAAUUGCAGACGAGGUCAUAGUUAGACAUGCUGCUACCAAAAUCAGGGAUGGGGAUGUUCUUCUCACAUAUGGAUCGUCAUGUUCUGUAGAGAUGCUCCUAUUAUAUGCUCAUGAGCUUGGAAAAGAAUUCCGUGUUGUGGUGGUGGAUUCCCGUCCAAAACUAGAAGGGCAAGCAUUGCUUCGUAGGCUCAUAGGGAGGGGCCUAAGUUGUACAUACACUCAUAUAAAUGCUAUCUCUUACGUGAUGCACAAAGUAACACGAGUUUUUCUGGGGGCUGCUGCAGUAUUAUCUAAUGGAACUGUAUAUUCAAGAGUGGGAACUGCAGCAGUUGCCAUGGUUGCUAAUGCAUUCCAUGUUCCAGUGUUAAUCUGCUGCGAAGCCUAUAAAUUCCACGAAAGGGUUCAGCUUGAUUCAAUAUGUUUCAAUGAAUUAGGCGAUCCAGAUGCUAUCUCAAAGGUUCAAGGAAGGAAGGAUAUUAAUCAUCUAGAAAAUUUGGCUGCUAAAGAACAACUGCAAUUUCUAAAUUUGAUGUACGAUGCCACACCUUCAGAUUACAUCUCAAUGAUUGUCACAGAUUAUGGCAUGAUCCCACCUACAAGUGUGCCGGUGAUCGUGCGUGAGUAUCGAAGAGAGCACCUGUGGAUAUAAGAAGGCUGAAAAUAACCCUUCAUUUGGAAGGAAGCUUAUAUCUUCUACAAGGAUGAAUGAUAGAUGUUUGUUGCAUUUGAUCGUGCAAGAAACAGCCGAAGCAUGCUGCAAGGAGUUUUUUCACCUUGAUGCAACCUUUUAUUAAUGCCAUCCUGGUUUCAAAUUUUGAUUUUGGUAAGUUGACAGUUAGCUAAGAGUGCGAUUGUUAUCUCUCCUUACAGUUUUCCGAGUGUUUUUCUGGGAAAAUGUAUUAAUGGCAGAGUAAGGCUGAAAGUCGUUGUCAAUAGGAACAUAAAAAAUAAAUUUGUGGAAUUUAUUUGAAUCAAUGAAUGAGAUUUUGAUUGUUCCUUUAUUA
Messenger RNA from Cucumis melo (muskmelon), 2403 nucleotides. RefSeq lists its product as uncharacterized. The record is from RefSeq and is a predicted model, not a curated record. Bases 99 to 2048 code for a protein of 649 amino acids. The transcript is spliced from 7 exons. Lineage: Eukaryota; Viridiplantae; Streptophyta; Magnoliopsida; Cucurbitales; Cucurbitaceae.